AUGGUUUCUAUUUGGUUGAUUCUAGGAUGUGCUCUGUGUUCCCUCGAAAGCGACAUGCUGCGGUAUACAAACAAGUUCAGGAACGAGCAUAGCAUGGAGGAACUGUAUAGCCUUCCUUCGCUACAGAAGGCAGCAGAUUUGCAAGUGCUGCAUAUGUGCAAGAAGGCCAAGCUUACACAUGACGGGCCUAGUGGAUUGGGAUCUAGUCUUAGUGGAAGGCUAAAGAAGUUCGACUUUGUCGGGUUGAACAUAGGAGAAAACAUAGCUAAGCAGGAGAAUGAUGACUACAAGGAAGUUGUUAAGCUCUGGAUGAAGUCUGAAAAGCAUAGAAACAAUAUUCUCGGAGAUUAUGUAUAUUCUGGGGUUGCCACGUGUAUUGGAAAGGACGGUAACAGAUAUUGGGUCCAAGUUUUUGGGAAGGAUGUCAGCAAUACAAAGAUUGCUAAGAUGAGAGAUGGGAUGAGGAGGCUCAUGUCUAAGGAAUGUAACGACAUUCGGGAUAAGACUAGGAGUAGGACCGGAAGUGUCAGAAGAGGAUACGAAGAGAAAGGAGGCCUUGGAGAGGAAGGUUAUAUAAUGGUAGUUCCUCCUCCACCGUAUGAAAAAAGAUUUGAGAGGGACACAGAAGCUUUUGGAGAUAUCUCUGAUGAACAAGGCGGAGGAAAUGAGCCCGCUGUGAAUCAAAGAGAUGUAGAGAGUCACCCUAAUGAGGGGAAAAGAAUACCUGAAAUUGGGUUAGAAAGAAUGAAGUACCCAGGAUGGAGCUUUAUUCGAAAGCCUAGGCCUAUUCCUAUUGCUGAGCGUAAUAGAAAGAAAGAAGAGAAAGAGUUGCUGAGCUUUGGGGAUUACUUAAUUCCAUCACAGAAUGAAGAGAAGAGCCAGACAAGGGUUGAUACUCGAAGUAGUCUACAUUCAUUAAGUUCUCAGGGAAUCAUGCCCGCUGUUACAAAAGAUGCCAAGACCCAAACUUCGACAAUACCAAUAAUUACUUUUGUAUUUAAAGAUCCAGGAAACAACACCAUAGUACCUGCACUUCAGUCUUUGAUUGAUGCAAUUAAGGGCGCGUCAUCUCAGGGCUCUCCCAGCAGUAAGACUCCUUCCGUGCCAUUGACUUCGUACUCUUCCUCGAAGACAAGUACUUCGUACACUGUGCAAUCACCUGUAUACAGUAGUGUGCAAACAUCCUCUAUUGUAACAAGUAGUAAAAACGCAAUAUCCACGAUCACAAUCACUACAACGACCCAUGAGUCUGUCACCACUGUUUACGUACCGAAGAACAAGGUCUCAACAACCACAGUACAGCCUGAUAGAAAGGGCUCAAACCAACUAGAGAGCAAGACGGGGAGUCCUGGCCAAGGAAACUUAGAGAAUGGAUCGUUAAAACUUCUGGGGCAAAAUGGAGAAGACAAUGGUAAUGAAAGUAUAAGUCCCAUUGUGAGAUUCGAUGGGAAGAAUGGCACAAAGAAUGAUGGGGAUGAAGGAGAUCUUGCCCAUGGAAAGAGGUGCCAAGAUGGCUAUAAUAAGGAUGGAACAUGCAUUGUUUCAAAGGAGCUUGAUGGCUCAAAACUGAAGGAUGCCUUGGAGGACCUGGUUCGCAAAGGGAAGGUCCAUCUUCAUAUUGUAUCCGAUGAGGACUGUGAAGACAAGGAGGGCUGCUAUGAAAAGAGGAAUAGAGUUGAUAUAGGAAUUCCAUUUUCCUAUAGACUUUGA
Encephalitozoon romaleae SJ-2008 is the source of this 1710-nucleotide messenger RNA. RefSeq names its product putative SCP-like extracellular protein domain-containing protein. NCBI's taxonomy places the organism in Eukaryota, Fungi, Microsporidia, Unikaryonidae. The transcript has a single exon. The coding region runs from base 1 to 1710 and encodes 569 amino acids. The record is from RefSeq and is a predicted model, not a curated record.